AAAUUUCGUUCAUAUUUUAAUAUUCAUCGUUUACCAAGUUUAUCACUUCUCAAGGUAGGCGGAAAAGAAGUGACAAAACAAUAUGUUCCAUCUAUUAAAAUAGCACAUGGACCAGGAUCUAUAUUACCUCUAACUUGUGCUCACCAACAUCUUUUCUCAAUUGAUUAUCUUCAUGAAGGUGGCGCACAUCAUUGGUAUAUAAUUCCUAGUAGUGAACGAGAAAUUCUACAAAAUUUAAUUGAUAAACAAAAUUCCACAAGUUGUCUUGAUCAUGGACAAAUACUUAUUGAUCCAUUAAUGUUGGAUAAAUAUCAUAUUCGCUACUAUCGAAUCAUUCAACAACCAAAUGAAUUUGUUAUCUUAUCGGCUGGAACUAUCGCACAAAGUUUUACAGAAGAUAUUAGUUGGAGUGAAUCAAUUGAUUUUGCUUUACCAAGUUGGAUAAGAGAAGGUCAUGCAAAUAAUUCGAUGUCAUCAUGCCGAUGUAAUAUUUCUCGUUCACCUUUAUCAAAAACAGUCGAUAUUAGUUUGUUUCGAGAUGAACUUAUACAACGGUACAUAACAUCUUAUCUUCAUCCUAUCAUAGAAAAUCAAACAAUAUUAUCAACAGGUGAAAAUAGCGCAAACGUCACUUCAAUAUCAUCAUACAACAAUCAAAUCAGCUCCUCUAAUGGUAAACUUAUUUCUAAACUUUUCUCAUUUAUUAGCUAAAUAAAAUAAAAUUCAAUUAACAAACUACUAUCAACUGAAAUUUGGGUAGUUCCACCAGAAAUCUCCCACCAUUGCAAUGACCCUCUGCGAUCAGGCUGAAACUUCCAGCAUUUGGACCUCUCGUUAACUUAUUUAUAUGGUAAAAAAAUCAGCUUCCUAACUCAUUG
Molecule: messenger RNA, 878 nt
Organism: Adineta ricciae
Lineage: Eukaryota; Metazoa; Rotifera; Eurotatoria; Adinetida; Adinetidae
Source: the annotation of a GenBank genome assembly